AUGGCUAAAAAAUUUGCUAUUGCCAUUUCUAUUGAUCUGAAGAGUGCCGCUAUUAACACUUAUCACAAUGUACGGAAAAUGCUUUGGCAUUUCUCCAAUAUGCGUGAAAAUGGCGUUAUACGUAUCAUACAUUUCAUUGUUGGAUGGUCAGUUUGUUUAUUUUUUAAUGCAUUUGCCAUUAUUCAAAUGGCAAUUAUUUGGUGGAAAAAUAAAAAUGCCUUUGCAAAACCAAAAAUAUUGCCAAAGCCAGACGCACUUGAAAAUUGGAUCCAUGGCAAGGCAAAAUUAUCGUAUAAUUUAAACCAAACAUCUUCCCAGGAAGUCACAAUCCAUUAUGUCGAACAAGGUGAUCUCAUGAGCCCAUUGUUGCUAAUGGUACACGGUUUUCCAGAUUUUUGGUAUUCUUGGCGUUUCCAGAUAAAACACUUUGCAAAAUCUUAUCACGUCGUUGCAGUCGAUAUGCGCGGUUAUAAUGAAUCAGAGGCACCUGUUGGCAUUGAACAUUAUCAAGCACAUUUGGUUGCUAAGGAUAUUGUGGAGCUCAUCCAAUAUUUAGGAUAUAAUGGCGGUGUAUUAGUUGCUCAUGACUGGGGAGGUGCAAUUGCGUGGCAUAUUGCUGCUGCACAUCCGGAAGUUGUGAAAAGACUAAUUAUCUUAAAUGGUCCACAUCCGCUUGCUUUUCAGCAACAUUUACGAACAAGCUUAAGUCAAUUUAUAAAGUACAUAUAUUUUUUUCAAAUGCCUAUUAUUCCCGAAACUUUUAUCUCAUUGGACAACUUCGCACGACUAAUUCAAACAAUUCGUGGUUCGAAGGGACUCAUUAAUAAAGAAAAUUUCACCGAUGAAGACGAAAAAGCUUUGCUCUAUACAUUUUCAUCUAAAGAUAAACUUACUGGCCCAAUCAAUUAUUAUAGAGCUUCAUUCCAAAUGCCUACAAAUUUCAGCAUCUUCAAAAAUUUGAUAAAAGCUAAAACUCUGAUUUUGUGGGGAAUUAAUGAUCAUUUUUUGGAAAAGAAAAUUGCCGAAUAUUCUUCUUCGUAUUGUGAAAUGAGCCAGUUACGAUUUGUCGAAAAUGCUUCACACUGGCCUCAUAUCGACCAACCUGAACAAGUCAAUAUGUUCAUAGAAAACUUUCUACAACAGAUUUGA
This is a messenger RNA of Dracunculus medinensis (Guinea worm), 1149 nucleotides long. The record is from the annotation of a GenBank genome assembly. Lineage: Eukaryota; Metazoa; Nematoda; Chromadorea; Rhabditida; Dracunculidae.